Messenger RNA from Ilex paraguariensis (yerba mate), 557 nucleotides. The record is from the annotation of a GenBank genome assembly. Lineage: Eukaryota; Viridiplantae; Streptophyta; Magnoliopsida; Aquifoliales; Aquifoliaceae.
CAGAUUUUGAUGAUAUCCGAUGAUCGGCUAGUCUUGUGCAACUGGACAGUUGAAUUUUGUCAUAAGAGAAAAUGAUGUUGGUGUUGGCAAUGGGGGCUCUUCACAUGCGUCAUCGGGCUGACGAUCUCACUCCCAAAUUCAAAUCCAUGCUCGUUUACAGCAAGGUUCAGCAUAUUAUUUGCACCAGCAAUCUCUAUAUCAAAAUCACUAUCUUUUUACCAUCCGAAUCUUUCACUCCUUACAAAAAAUUGUAUGUAUGCAUAUUUCUCUCGGCUUAUUUCCUGCUUUGCUUGAAACCUUAACCUACACCACAAAGGGAACUAUAUACUUAAUCCGAGGUAGCCCAUCGAUCAACACACGAGACUCAUCUGGGCUUGCAUCAAGAUUAACUCAUUCAUCUCUCAUUAACGUCUAGUACCAUUGUUCUGCCACUCUCUGUCCGUCUUCUUGUGGCCCGGUCGGUCGGGUUAUGCUGAAUACCAAUUUGUUUAUAUUCUGGUUGCAGUUUCCAGCAUUAUGACAAAAAUUUCUAACGAGUUUUUAGAUCACAAUUAUUG